This is a messenger RNA of Euleptes europaea (tarantolino), 3704 nucleotides long. RefSeq names its product CTR9 homolog, Paf1/RNA polymerase II complex component (gene CTR9). Gene Ontology annotation, molecular function: RNA polymerase II complex binding. Gene Ontology annotation, cellular component: Cdc73/Paf1 complex. The transcript is spliced from 25 exons. The record is from RefSeq and is a predicted model, not a curated record. Gene Ontology annotation, biological process: regulation of DNA-templated transcription. NCBI's taxonomy places the organism in Eukaryota, Metazoa, Chordata, Lepidosauria, Squamata, Sphaerodactylidae.
GCCGCCGCCACCACCGCCACCAUGUCGCGGGGCUCGAUCGAGAUCCCCCUCCGGGACACCGACGAGGUCAUCGAGCUUGACUUUGAUCAGUUACCGGAGGGGGAUGAAGUUAUAAGUAUUCUUAAACAGGAACAUACUCAACUGCACAUAUGGAUUGCUUUAGCGCUGGAAUACUACAAGCAAGGCAAAACAGAAGAUUUUGUGAAACUGCUCGAAGCAGCUCGUAUAGAUGGAAACCUGGAUUACAGAGACCAUGAAAAAGAUCAGAUGACUUGCUUAGACACUUUAGCAGCCUACUAUGUACAGCAGGCUCGAAAGGAAAAAAAUAAAGACAACAAGAAAGAGCUCAUUACGCAAGCUACUCUGCUGUACACAAUGGCUGACAAAAUAAUCAUGUAUGAUCAGAAUCACUUGUUGGGAAGAGCCUGCUUCUGUCUUCUGGAGGGUGAUAAAAUGGAUCAAGCCGAUGCACAGUUUCAUUUUGUGCUCAACCAGUCUCCAAAUAAUAUUCCUGCCCUUCUUGGUAAAGCAUGCAUUUCAUUCAACAAGAAAGAUUAUAGAGGAGCUCUUGCCUACUACAAAAAGGCACUACGAACCAACCCUGGCUGCCCUGCUGAGGUUCGGCUGGGCAUGGGCCACUGCUUUGUAAAACUGAACAAACUGGAAAAAGCUCGCUUGGCAUUCAGCAGAGCGCUGGAGCUCAAUUCCAAAUGUGUGGGAGCUUUAGUUGGAUUGGCUGUUCUGGAACUCAAUAACAAAGAGGCCGAUUCCAUCAAGAAUGGUGUUCAGCUGCUCUCCAGAGCAUACACAAUUGAUCCUAGUAACCCAAUGGUGUUAAACCACUUGGCAAAUCAUUUCUUCUUCAAAAAGGAUUAUGGUAAAGUCCAGCACUUGGCCCUCCAUGCUUUUCAUAAUACUGAGGUCGAAGCAAUGCAGGCAGAGAGUUGCUACCAAUUAGCCCGGUCUUUUCAUGUUCAGGAAGAUUACGAUCAAGCUUUUCAGUACUACUAUCAAGCCACCCAGUUUGCUUCUUCCUCUUUUGUGCUACCGUUUUUUGGACUGGGUCAAAUGUACAUUUACCGGGGAGACAAAGAGAAUGCAUCACAGUGCUUUGAAAAAGUUCUGAAAGCAUACCCUAACAAUUAUGAGACGAUGAAAAUUCUUGGAUCUCUCUAUGCUGCUUCAGAAGAUCAAGACAAACGAGAUAUUGCAAAGGGUCAUUUGAAGAAGGUCACAGAACAGUACCCAGAUGAUGUAGAAGCAUGGAUUGAGCUUGCACAGAUCUUAGAGCAGACAGAUAUACAGGGUGCUCUCUCUGCUUAUGGUACCGCAACACGAAUCCUUCAGGAGAAAGUGCAAGCUGAUGUCCCUCCUGAGAUUCUGAACAAUGUGGGUGCUCUCCACUUCAGGCUUGGAAAUUUAGGGGAAGCAAAGAAAUACUUCCUGGCAUCUCUGGAUCGUGCUAAAGCAGAAGCUGAACAUGAUGAGCAUUACUACAAUGCUAUAUCAGUGACUACAUCCUACAACCUUGCCAGGCUGUAUGAAGCCAUGUGUGAAUUCCACGAAGCAGAAAAAUUGUACAAGAACGUCUUAAGAGAACAUCCUAAUUAUGUUGACUGCUAUCUGCGUUUAGGAGCGAUGGCACGAGACAAGGGAAACUUUUAUGAAGCAUCUGACUGGUUUAAAGAAGCCCUUCAAAUCAAUCAGGAUCACCCAGAUGCUUGGUCAUUGAUUGGUAAUCUUCAUUUGGCUAAACAAGAGUGGGGCCCAGGACAGAAGAAAUUUGAAAGAAUAUUGAAGCAGCCAUCGACCCAGAAUGACACAUAUUCUAUGUUGGCUCUGGGUAAUGUUUGGUUACAGACUUUGCACCAACCCACCAGAGACAGAGAGAAGGAAAAGCGCCAUCAGGACCGUGCACUAGCCAUCUACAAACAAGUACUCAGGAAUGAUCCCAAGAAUUUGUACGCUGCUAAUGGCAUAGGAGCUGUACUGGCACACAAAGGAUAUUUCCGUGAGGCUCGUGAUGUUUUUGCCCAAGUGAGGGAAGCAACCGCAGACAUCAGUGAUGUGUGGCUCAACCUUGCGCACAUUUAUGUGGAACAGAAGCAGUACAUCAGUGCUGUACAGAUGUAUGAAAACUGCCUCCGAAAAUUCUUUAAGCACCAGAACACGGAGGUGCUGUUGUAUUUGGCCCGAGCUCUCUUCAAAUGCGGCAAAUUACAAGAAUGCAAGCAAACAUUGCUGAAGGCUAGACAUGUGGCACCCAGUGACACAGUCCUUAUGUUCAAUGUGGCCCUGGUGCUUCAGAGGCUAGCUACCUCCGUGCUGAAAGAUGAAAAAAGUAACCUGAAGGAGGUCCUGAAUGCUGUCAAAGAACUCGAGCUGGCUCACCGAUAUUUCAGCUACCUAAGUAAAGUAGGAGAUAAAAUGAGGUUUGACUUGGCCCUUGCUGCAACUGAAGCCAGGCAGUGUUCAGAUCUGCUGAGCCAAGCUCAAUAUCACGUCGCUCGGGCACGCAAGCAGGAUGAAGAAGAACGGGAGCUACGAGCGAAACAAGAGCAAGAGAAAGAACUGCUGCGCCAGAAGUUGCUCAAAGAACAGGAAGAAAAACGCCUCAGAGAAAUAGAAGAACAAAAGAAACUUUUAGAGCAGAGAGCACAGUAUGUGGAGAAGACCAAGAAUAUUUUGAUGUUCACUGGAGAAGUUGAAGGAUCAAAAGAGAAGAAACGGAGCGGUGGAGCUGGCAGGCGUUCCAAAAAAGCAGGGGAAUUUGACGAAUUUGUCAACGAUGACAGUGACGACGAUAUGCCGGUUUCCAGAAAGAAAAAAAGGCGGAAAGGCAGCGGCAGCGAACAAGAGGGUGAGGAAGAGGAAGGAGAAAAGAAAAAGAAGAAGAGGAGAAGACCUCAAAAGGCAGAUGAUGGUAGUGACGAUGAUGAAAAUGAUACUGCACCCAGGCCUAAAAAACGUCGCCCAGCCAAAACAGAGAAGAGAAGAAUUUCUAAGCCAGAACGCCUGCCUCCUUCAAUGAAGGGAAAAAUCAAGUCUAAAGCCAUAAUUUCAUCAAGUGACGACUCAUCUGAUGAAGAUAAACUCAAAAUUGCUGACGAUGGAAAUGUUAGGAACAGCAAUAGCGAUUCAGAGGAUGCUGAACAGCCGCAUAACAAACGCGUUAUGUCGGAAAGCGAUUCAGACAACAGCAACAAGUCCGGCAGCGUGGGGGGCAGUCCCAGACGAUCCAGUGCCCGCCCUUCUGAUGAAGACUCGGACAGCGAUGGGUCAGCACGGAAGAGGAGGCGAUCGGAUUCGGAGCAGUCCGACAACGAGUCUGUGCAGUCCGCAUGAAGCCCAUCUGUACAGUCUGGGCGAAGCCCCUCCGGUGGCUCUGAGAACGAAUCUCGCCCAGCUUCUCGCAGUGCUGAUUCUGACAGAGAUUCAGAUAGAGUGUCCGAUAACGAGGGUUCAGGUAACGAGUCCGAGCCAGAGGCAUCCAACAAUGAAGGGUCCGAACGAGGCUCAUACGGUGGAUCAGAUGACAGCGAUUAGGUUUCAGUUGCAGCCUGUAUUUUAUAAACUGCUUUGUAAAUAUAUUUUGGUUUUGAGAUAAAUUUGUGGGUAGAUGAGGAUGUCCAUCUUUUAUAUCUGAAAACUGUGAUUACGAAGAUGCAAAACUAUGUUUUGGGGGAAAUGUAAAAAAAAAGUGA